This is a messenger RNA of Recurvomyces mirabilis, 549 nucleotides long. RefSeq lists its product as uncharacterized. Lineage: Eukaryota; Fungi; Ascomycota; Dothideomycetes; Mycosphaerellales; Teratosphaeriaceae. The coding region runs from base 1 to 549 and encodes 182 amino acids. The record is from RefSeq and is a predicted model, not a curated record. The transcript has a single exon.
AUGGCCGGCAAAAUCAAAGCAAAAGACCUCAGCUACGACUCCAGCCUACCGCCCUUCCUGCAGCGUCUCCACGAUCAGAAAGCCGGCCGAGGCGAUCAGGACCUGCAUGAACGGCAGCUUGCUCGCCCUAAGCGAGAUAAGAAUGCUGAUGAAGACGAUGGGCCGACGGUGGUGGAUGAGAGUGGGGAUGUGGUGAGCAAAGACGAGCUUGAGAAACUCAAUGCUGAUGCUAUUGGUGGUGAUAGUCCCGGUGAGGACGUGGGAGGGAGUGUUUCAGGUGACUUGGGGAAAGGUGAUGGUGGUGAUGGAGUAGAAGAAGUGCGGGCUUCUGGUGCGCUGCCUGUAGAUGGUGGGAAGAAAGAUGACGCGAAGGUGUCAACGGGACUUGGAGCGAGGAAGAGGAAGGCGGGGAAGGUCGUUGGGGAGGAGAAAGACAUCGAUGCACCUUGCGAUGAUGGCCCGACAAGCAAGAACAAGGCCACGUCGAAGUCAAAGAAAAAGAAAGUGAAGCCCGUCAAGCUUGCUUUCGAUCACGGUGAUGAAGGUUGA